AUGGAAAAGCACCUUGGUUUUUUGGAAAGAAGAUGCCGUUUGUGUGGGAAAACUUUCUCUAAAGUCCAAACUGUCCAGAAUUGCGACAAAACAGCGUUUGGAAGGGAACUUUUGAACUUCUUUCGCGUAGAUAUUGGGCUGGACUCCAGAGAAAUCCAUCCACAGAAAGUGUGUUCGGCUUGUAGGAGAGUCGUUUAUCAUUUAAAUUCGGGUAACUUGGACCCCGAAACCUCUGAAGGGAGAAAGCAAGGAAUAAAACUGUUUCUGUGGAAGGAACACUCCUCAAACUGCUAUUGCCUGCAGAAACUCAAGGGAAGGCCUUCAAAGAAGGAAUUAUGCAAUAAUGCAAACCAGUGCAAUUUUCGAUUACUGAAUUAA
Messenger RNA from Porites lobata, 378 nucleotides. Lineage: Eukaryota; Metazoa; Cnidaria; Anthozoa; Scleractinia; Poritidae. The record is from the annotation of a GenBank genome assembly.